CCGCGUCCUCCGAGCACCGACCAAUGAUCAGUCUGUGUCCGGACGCCGCGGGGAGAGCAUCUCUGCGGGACGGGUGGUUGCAGCAUGGAGUUCCUGCCAGCGCUCUUCCUGGUGGCUCUUGUGACACCCAGUGACCAACAGAAGAUCACUUUAACCCAGGGAGAGAUUCUGGGCACGGAAGAGGUAGACGAAACGGGCAGUUUAUAUCACGCGUUCAGGAGCAUACCCUAUGCCCAGUCUCCCACAGGCGAUCUCAGGUUCAAGGACCCGGUGCCAGCCAAGGGGUGGGAUGGGGUCAGGGAUGGCAGCCUGACCCCGCCCCUUUGCCCCCAACUUGACCUCGCUCUUUAUCACGCCGGGAAGAAGGUCAUUCGAGGUCAAGAAGACUGCCUCUACCUGAAUGUAUUUACCCCAAAGGAUUCGCAUACCAAACUCCCAGUCAUGGUAUGGAUUCACGAAGGAGCCUUCAUGGUGGGCGGGGCUUCCCACCUUUCGCCCGGCCCACUUGUCUCCAGGGGCGUGGUUCUGGUUACUCUGCACUAUCGUCUGGGCACUUUAGGAUUUCUGUCAACGGAGGACUCAGUGCUUCCCGGAAACCUCGGACUCAAGGAUCAGACGCUGGCCCUUCGUUGGGUCAAGGACAACAUCCGUGACCUCGGCGGCGACCCGGAAAAGGUCACGGUCUUCGGAGUGAGUUCCGGGGCGGCGGCGGCACACUUCCAGGUCCUCACGCCGUAUGCCAAAGGUCUUUUCCACCGAGCUAUCCUGCAGUCUGGGUCAGGACUCUGUUCCUGGGGUUCACGCGCCGAUCACAGGGAGGUCGCGGUCAAAGUAGGUCAGCUGGUGAACUGUUCGAAGGCAGGGUCGACGACGGAGAGCCUGGACAGCAAGUCGCUCCUCGCCUGCCUCCAGAAGACGCCCCUGGAAGAGCUGGUCGCCGUUCCCCAGGCCUUCGCGAUUUGGUCGAAUGAGCCCCUAGUGAUGCUGCCUCGAGUGGAUGGCGACUUUUUGCCCGAUUUUCCCGCCACUUUGCUCAAGAACAAUCGGUAUAACAAGGUCGAUCUUAUUGCAGGCGUGACGGCACACGAGGGGGCUUUUGUUGCAAAGUGUGAGUGUUUUUUGUUCUUGAUUAUUUUUUAAAGGUCUAGUGGAUUA
Messenger RNA from Penaeus vannamei (Pacific white shrimp), 1155 nucleotides. The record is from RefSeq and is a predicted model, not a curated record. Lineage: Eukaryota; Metazoa; Arthropoda; Malacostraca; Decapoda; Penaeidae.